UGAUGAUUGACAUAAUCAAUAAUUUUUAGGUUUGAAAUGGGCGAUAUCAAAAGAGACGCUGAUGUAGUUUUGGAAGCGGACAAGUGUCAGUUUGUGCUCAAGAAGAAGAAGCGGCAGUGUCGAUUGACUCCAAUGAAGAAUGAAGUCUUAUGCGGAGAACACAUUAUUCAUUCUUACAAAGCGGACCAAAAUCUGGAAGUUCCAACAAACGACACAACCCCCAGUAAUAAAAGUGGAGCUCUUAAAAGAGUCAGAUGUCCACUGGACCCAAAGCACACAGUUUGUGAGUCGAAGUUGACAAAACACAUGAAAAUAUGCAAUUCGAGAGACCCAGUUGAGCUUCCUUACUUCAAGAAAAACGUCAACCUUAUUCCUCAAAGCGAUGCGACAACAGUUAAUUCAUUUAAAAUGACUGCAUCAUCAACUAGUAGUGAUUUUUCAACUCCUUCCAAGAGUAAAAUGGCACCUUCACCGGAAGAAGUCUCUGCAAUUGUGAACAAAAUUGAACCAAAAUUUGGUCUUAAGUCUUCUAAUUCCUUAGUGAAACAAUUUCUGGACCACCCUAAAGUGUUUCUGGACGAAGCAGAUCGCGAUUUUACGUCAAAAAAAGGCAAAGAAGCUUAUCGCCAUGUUUUACAGAUUGGGUCGUUACUACGAAAGUUGGAGGUGAAUAACUAUUUUGAGAAUGAUAAUACUCUUUUUAUAGAAAUGGGAGCGGGCAGGGGACAACUAUCAUAUUGGGCGGCGGUGGUAAAAGACAAAAAACUACCAAUUUUGCUAGUCGACAAUGCGAAUGUGAAAAAUAAAUUUGACCAUCACUACAAGUAUGACUCGCCGGAGUUUUACCAAAGAAUUAAUAUGAAUAUUGGAGAUUUGGAUCUUUCUGAAGUUCCUUUUCUAAAACAGUUUAACAACAAAAAUAAAAUAAAUGAAGUCGAGUCGUGCAGCGACACGUUGCCAAAUAGUAGAACAUACGAGUUCUUAAUGGCAACAAAGCAUCUUUGUGGAGCAGCUACUGAUUUUGCCAUUACAUGCGCUGUUAAUUUUGCCAGAAAAUCUGCACAAAACAUACCCGACAUGUUGCUUACAUUUUGCUGUCAUCACAGGUGUUCAUGGGAAAGCUACGUUGGUAAACAAUUUUUCCUAGAAAAUAGUUUCACUGCAGAAGAUUUUCACAUAAUGAGUAGAAUAUCAGCGUGGUACACAUGUGGGGAUAAAUGGCAUGCCGAGCAUACAAAUUCAAACGAGGGUGCAAAAAAUGAAAAUGAAGAGUACAAUAAUCUGAAGUAUUCUGCAGAAGAGAAAGAAAGAAUAGGACUGCAGUGUAAAUAUCUGAUUAAUUUGGGUAGACUGAAAUAUUUGGAGGGACUGGGAAUGAAAUGUGAAAUGUACAAUUAUGUAGACUCGUCUGUCACUUUAGAAAACGUUGCUCUUCUAGCUAAAUUCAACUCUUAAUUUAUUA
Symsagittifera roscoffensis is the source of this 1462-nucleotide messenger RNA. Its product is annotated as tRNA:m(4)X modification enzyme TRM13 homolog. The record is from RefSeq and is a predicted model, not a curated record. The transcript has 2 exons. The coding region runs from base 37 to 1455 and encodes 472 amino acids. Gene Ontology annotation, biological process: tRNA methylation. Lineage: Eukaryota; Metazoa; Xenacoelomorpha; Acoela; Convolutidae.